This is a messenger RNA of Tribolium madens (black flour beetle), 1847 nucleotides long. Its product is annotated as synaptic vesicle glycoprotein 2B-like. Gene Ontology annotation, biological process: transmembrane transport. The transcript has 10 exons. The coding region runs from base 195 to 1745 and encodes 516 amino acids. Gene Ontology annotation, molecular function: transmembrane transporter activity. Gene Ontology annotation, cellular component: membrane. The record is from RefSeq and is a predicted model, not a curated record. Lineage: Eukaryota; Metazoa; Arthropoda; Insecta; Coleoptera; Tenebrionidae.
CUUAACAGCUUAAAAUUAUAUUAUUAAUAUAGAAAUCAUUCCUCAAAACAAAGAAAGUUUUUCCAGAUUUACUAAAUUUUGUCGUCAUGGACAAGCAACUGGUAAAUUCUGAUUACACAAAUUAGAUUAUAAAAAAGAUGUGCACUUAACUAUUUCCAGUAUUCAGUUGUUUGAUAUUGAAAAAACUUAGAAAGAUGACGAAAAGUGAAACACUUUCAACAGCAAGCACGACUUCUGUUAAAGACGAGAAUAAACCAACUCCCAUAGUGAAAAAUGCAGAUUUCGAAACUGCAAUAUCAGUAACCGGUUUUGGCCUUUUCAACUUAAUUCUAAUAGCAGUUGCAACUCCCUCUGUAUUAUCUUCACAACUCGAAACAUCGUCCUUAUCUUUUGUGUUUCCUGUUGCUAGAUGCGAUUUAAACAUAUCUCUAGAAGCCAGAGGAUUGGUCAAUGCAACAAUAUACACAGGAAUGAUAACUAGUUGUUUCAUGUGGGGCUCACUUGUGGACGUUUUUGGCCGUCGUAAAGUCUUGGUUUUCACACAUUUAGUAGAAGCUUUUUUCGUUUUAAUGACAACAUUUGCACCAAAUCUUUACGUCUUGAUAGCUUCAAAGUUUCUGGGAGGAUUUAUUGUAAAUGGAAUUUCGAUGGCCCUAACUCCAUACUUAUCUGAAUUUCAUGGCACACAAUACCGAGCUCGUGUGCCUUUAACAAUCGGGCUUAUUUAUAGUGUUGCAAAUGUCGGUUUACCACUUUUAGCGUGGUCGAUUUUACCUCUUAAUAUUAAUUUUGGCCUUUUCGGAGGCUUUGAAUUUCAUGCAUGGAAUCUGUUUUUAUGCAUUACAAUGUUUCCGACUUUAAUAGCCGGAAUUUCAUUUUUUCUAAUGCCUGAAAGCCCAAAGUAUUUAAUGUCGAAAGGCAAUAACGGAGAAGCUUUAAAAGUGUUUGAGAAGAUUUUUAAAAUGAAUAAAAAACAACCGGUAGAAGAAUAUCCGGUCAAAUCCCUGAUGGAUGACAAACAAAUUUAUCAAAAGAAAUACAGUAUUAAGGACGCGUGGCAACAAAUUUCGCCCCUAUUUUCAUUAAAAUAUGCCGGAAGUUUGACUCUAGUCUGUUUAUUGCAAUUCCUCUUCAUGAUGAGUAUUAAUUCGUUACGCUUGUGGUUGCCAGAAAUUUUCCAAAUAGUAAACGAUUAUGAACAAGACAACAAUAAACCAAUUUCCUUUUGUCAAAUGUUGAACAGAAUAAAGCCCACUGCUGAUGCGGAAACUGAUACCUGUUCAAUGAACUUUGAUAACUCUUCAGUUUAUAUAAACUCAGUCUAUGUUGCUUUGUGUGCAAUUACUGGUUACAUUAUUGUAGCACUUUUCGUUAAUAAAAUUGGAAAGAAAAAAAUUCUAAUUUCUCUAGGACUUCUAGGGGCAGUAACAGUAGCUUCUAUCUACUUUGCGCCUAACAGCUCGACAGCUUUGGGUCUUAUUUGUGUUCACUUAAUGUCAACAGGUAUCUCGGUAGAUACAGUCAUCGCAGCAACUGUUGAUUUAUUUCCAACUUCUUUAAGAGGUUCAGCGAUGUCUCUAUCUUUCAUGUUUGGUAGGAUAGGUUCCGUACUGGGCAAUUUAAUAUUUCCUAUACUUAUUCAAGCAGGUUGUGCGUCAACUUUUUUCACUCUUGGAAGUUUUGUCAUGGGUUGCACCAUACUGUCUGUCUUUAUACCAAAUACUGAACAUAAAGCACUAGGUUAGAAAUUAUAUUUUAAUUUAAUAGUUGUAAGUACUCGUAUUUAUGUUUACCCAAUGUCAUGACUGUAAAUAAGAAACAGAAAUAAAAAUAUAACAAAAAACAAG